AUGUCGCCGGCGAUGACAACCACGGUGCCCGCCGACGACGUCGACGACGGGGUCCAGUACUCGUUAGCCGUGGAAUACAACGGACCGCCGCCUGCCUACGAUCUUCCCCGGGCGGUGCCGGUAAGCGUAGACGGGAUUCCGGUGGCCACGGUGGUUGCGCAGGUGCCUUUCUCCGACGCUCUGUCUUUGCCGGUUGUGCAACCGCUCUCGUCGCCUGAGCUCAAAACGCUUGCCUCCGGGACCGCGGUUUCUCCCACUUCGGUGAUUGCCUUUGACCGGAGCAACGACGGCGGUGCCGGUUCCGGGAGAACAACGGUGUCUCCGGCGUCUGUGACGGCCUUUGAAGACGGAGCCGCAGAGAGCAACGGUGGUUGCGAGUUAUCGAGCGAGUUGAGUAGCUCGAGUGCGUUGUUGUUAAGGAAUUCGAACGGUGAGAAAGAGAGUUUGGAUUUCAACGAUUUGAGCCAACGAGAUUGGGCUUCAACGUUGAGUUCAGAUUAUCCAUCGUCGCAGGUUUCUUCUUUAAAGAACAACGAACCUGAAUAUGAUGUUAAACAAGAACACGUUUUGACUUUCGGUGUGGGAGGUUCAGACGAUGAAGAAUGCGAACCGGAGGAGACAGGAACCGGACCGGUUAAGAGAGAGGGUAAGAAAUUUUCGUGCUACCGUUGCUUAAAGGGGAAUAGGUUAACGGAGAAGGAGGUUUGUUUUGUUUGUGGUGCCAAGUAUUGUGGGAAUUGUGUGCUGAGAGCUAUGGGUUCAAUGCCUGAAGGUCGUAAAUGUGUUAGUUGCAUUGGUUACCCAAUUGACGAAUCUAAAAGGGGGAGGUUGGGGAAAUGCUCUCGGAUGCUAAAGAGGUUGCUUAAUCACUUGGAGGUUCGACAGAUAAUGAAGGCUGAGAGGUUUUGUGAAGUGAAUCAGCUUCCACCUGAAUGUGUUUGUGUGAAUGGAAAGCCUCUUUCUUUUGAGGAACUUGUUACCUUGCAGAACUGUUCUAACCCUCCGAAGAAGCUAAAGCCAGGAAACUAUUGGUAUGAUAAAGUAUCUGGUUUUUGGGGGAAGGAAGGAGAGAAGCCUUGUAGAAUUAUUAGUGCCCAUAUGAAUGUUGGAGGUCCCAUCAAACCGGAUGCUAGCAAUGGAAACACGCAGGUUUUCAUUAAUGGCCGGGAGAUAACAAAAGUAGAGCUUCGGAUGUUGCAGUUGGCAGGAGUUCAGUGUGCUGGUAACCCACAUUUUUGGGUUAAUGAGGAUGGUUCAUACCAAGAAGAGGGACAGAAAAAUACAAGAGGGUGUAUAUGGGGAAAGACUGGAACGAAGCUUGUAUGUGCCUUCCUGUCCUUGCCAGUUCCUUCUAAAUCUUCAAAUUCUUGCGGGUUUCUAUCCUCCAAUGUGGUUACCAGAACGGUUCCUGACUACCUCGAGCAUGGAAUAGUUCGGAAGCUCCUCUUAAUUGGUUACAGUGGUUCAGGAACAAGCACCAUUUUUAAGCAGGCCAAGAUUCUUUACAAAAGCACCCCCUUCUCAAAAGAAGAACGUGAGAAUAUAAAAUUUACCAUUCAGACCAAUGUCUAUGCCUAUCUUGGCAUACUCCUUGAGGGUCGUGAGCGUUUUGAAGAAGAAAGUCUGGGGAAUUUAAAGAAAACUCAAUUUUCUGUUCUUGACAGCACAGGAGCUAGUCCAAAACUUGGCGACAAGACGAUUUACUCCAUUGGCACAAGACUGAAAGCAUUCUCUGAUUGGCUGCUGAAAACUAUGGUUUCAGGCAAGCUUGAUGCUAUCUUUCCAGCAGCUACCCGUGAAUACACACCAUUGAUAGAGGAACUGUGGAAUGAUGCAGCCAUUAAGGCCACAUAUGAAAGAAGAAAUGAAAUAGAAAUGCUACCCACGGUUGCCAGUUAUUUCUUAGAGCGGGCUAUUGAUAUAUUAACGACUGAUUAUGAGCCCUCGGAUUUAGAUAUCCUCUAUGCUGAAGGAGUUACUUCAUCCAAUGGGCUAGCUUGUGUAGAGUUUUCAUUUCCUCAAUCAGCUCCUGAGGAAACUAUCAACACUGCUGAUCUACAUGAUUCUUUGGUUAGGUAUCAACUAAUUACAAUACAUGCAAAAAGGCUAGGAGAAAAUUGCAAGUGGCUAGAAAUGUUUGAGGAUGUUGGAAUGGUCAUCUUCUGUGUUGCCUUGAGCGACUAUGAUCAGUUUUCUGUUGACGGAAAUGGUUGUCUCACAAACAAGAUGAUAUUGAGCAGGAGAUUUUUUGAAACUAUAGUUACUCAUCCAACUUUUGAGCAAAUGGACUUCCUGUUGAUAUUAAACAAACUAGAUGAGUUUGAGGAGAAAACAGAACAAAUUCCACUGACUCAGUGUGAGUGGUUCUCUGAUUUUCAUCCAGUAAUUAGCCGUCAUGGCAUUGGCAGCAACAGCAUUAAUAAUAACCCCUCUUUUGGUCAUCUGGCUUCCCAUUACAUAGCAGUUAAGUUCAAGAGGCUCUAUUCCUCUCUUACAGGGCGAAACUUGUAUGUGUCCUUGGUGAAGGGUCUGGAACCUGGUAGUGUUGAUGCAGCACUUAAUUAUUCAAAAGAGAUUUUAAAGUGGAACGAAGAGAGACCAAACUUUAGCAUAAGUGAUGACUCGAUGUAUAAUACUGACGCGGGUUCAUUCUCUCAUUGAUUCCUAGUUCAGACAAGAUUCUGGUUCAUGUACAUACAUUGUUAACUAGGAGCAGUAAUAUGGAAGCACAUUUUUUCCAUAGGCUAUCGAGUUGUAAUAUGCACUAGACACCUGUAGUCUUCACGCUGUUAGGGUAUGUUAGCAGAUGCCACACAGAUCAAGAUGUAAUGUUCAAAUUCAUUUUUUCACAUGACGAGGGCUAGUAAUGCCCAUAGAGUCUCUAGCUAAAAGAGGAC
Gastrolobium bilobum is the source of this 2897-nucleotide messenger RNA. RefSeq names its product extra-large guanine nucleotide-binding protein 1-like. Bases 1 to 2661 code for a protein of 886 amino acids. Gene Ontology annotation, biological process: adenylate cyclase-modulating G protein-coupled receptor signaling pathway. NCBI's taxonomy places the organism in Eukaryota, Viridiplantae, Streptophyta, Magnoliopsida, Fabales, Fabaceae. Gene Ontology annotation, cellular component: heterotrimeric G-protein complex. The record is from RefSeq and is a predicted model, not a curated record. Gene Ontology annotation, molecular function: guanyl nucleotide binding; G-protein beta/gamma-subunit complex binding; G protein-coupled receptor binding. The transcript has 9 exons.